UACAGCAGGACGAACCAAACACUAAAAGCAACUUCUUAUCUACUGACUUUAACAGAUUUUCCUUGCUUCAGAUAAAAAAGAUGGAAUCCAACAUGAAAUGCAACGUGAGCGAGAUGUUUUGCCCCAAGAUGCCCAAGGGAAUGGACUAUGAGAUCUCCCAUCACCCGCUGACAAUGAAGCACGUUGUCAACCUCAUCGUCGCCAUGGAGAGGUUUAAGGGCCACAGCCACUCAGAAUCCCUGAUGAGCACCGAAUUCAGAGACGAGGACCUGCUCAACAUCAUGCUGGAAAGCAUCGUGGAAGAGGAAAUCUUAUUUGAGCGUGGUUCAGCUCCAGAACCUAAGAUCAGCUGGACGGGCGAGCAGCUGUGCAGCAUGACCGACGGCGAGAAGAGGAGCUUAGUUCAGGUCCAGAGCAGCAUGGAGCUCCACGCAGUGACGCUGCAGGGAGGCGCUCAACCCAGAAAAGUUCUCCUGAACAUGUCGACCUACUUGCACCCGGCACCCAGCGUCAUGGGCAGAACCGUGGCUCUGGGCAUCAAGGGCACAGAUCUCUACUUGUCUUGCCGCAAAGAUGGUGCCGAGCCAACUCUGCAUCUGGAGACUUUGGCGAACAAAAGUCUGCUGACUGGAUUGGGCACGAGAAUUGGCUUGGACAGCGACUUGGUGCGGUUUCUCUUCUACAGACAGGACACCGGGGUGAACAUCACCACCCUCAUGUCCGUCGCCCAACCCAACUGGUACAUCAGCACGGCGCAGCAGGACAACAGGCCGUUGGCGAUGUGCCUGGAGUCCACCCAGCACUCCCGCAUCUUCAGCAUCCGAGAGGAGGUCGAACGUCAGGGAUAAAAAAAACCUGCCAAGAUCUGUAUCCAGGGGGCCAAGUUUGGCCCUCUGAAGAAGAAAAGGUCUGAUGUUGAACGGAGCGUAAAAUAUACUGCACUUCAGCUAUUUAGAUUUUUUUUUUUUUUUAAAACAGCAACAAAGACACUGCAGCUGUCUGGUAAAAAGUUGCGAGUAUUACAGAGCUUCUAUUUACUGUAUGUACCAAGUACAGAAAGUGAAAAGCUUUGUGUAUUGACUUAUUAAGUCUAGUUUCACCAGUAGAGGGCACCAUUGUGCUACUCUGGUGAACACCCUGUUUAUUUAUUGUGCUAAAUGACAUGACUUAAUGCUUUUAUCUAUUAAUGUAUUUAUAUAUUUAUGCACUAUUUUAAAAAUAUAUAUGUAUAUUUAUUUGCAAAUCUGCGUACUAACAAUUAUUUAAAUGAUGUGCAGUGAAAUAUUUAAU
This is a messenger RNA of Anoplopoma fimbria (sablefish), 1290 nucleotides long. RefSeq names its product interleukin-1 beta-like. Gene Ontology annotation, molecular function: cytokine activity. The coding region runs from base 81 to 848 and encodes 255 amino acids. The transcript is spliced from 5 exons. Gene Ontology annotation, biological process: immune response; positive regulation of gene expression; cellular response to lipopolysaccharide. Lineage: Eukaryota; Metazoa; Chordata; Actinopteri; Perciformes; Anoplopomatidae. The record is from RefSeq and is a predicted model, not a curated record.